This is a messenger RNA of Triticum urartu, 1525 nucleotides long. NCBI's taxonomy places the organism in Eukaryota, Viridiplantae, Streptophyta, Magnoliopsida, Poales, Poaceae. The record is from RefSeq and is a predicted model, not a curated record.
UCACUCAAGGUCGCCAUGAUCCAUCCACACAUAUCCCCCCGGUCCACGAGCGCCAGCCGCCUCCGGCCGGGCCCGCCCGCAGCGUCACGGUGCACCGUGGACCGCGCCUUCGUGCGGAGCCGGGGCCCUCCCCCCAAUCUCCUCCACCAACCUCUCUCCUGUAUAAAGCCUCGCGGCCCCGGCCUGCCUCCUCCCACCGGUUCCAGGACAACCAGCAGCGGCCGCCACUUCGUCCAGCUCCAGCUCCGGGAGGAUCACUUCGCUGUCGAAUCGCUCGUCGACGGCGGGAUGGGGGAGGCGUCAUCUCCGGCGAUCGCCAAGGAUGUCACCGAGCUGAUAGGGAACACGCCGUUGGUGUACCUCAACAAGGUGACCGACGGCUGCGUGGGGCGCGUCGCCGCCAAGCUCGAGUCCAUGGAGCCCUGCUCCAGCGUCAAGGACAGGAUUGGGUACAGCAUGAUCACCGACGCAGAGGAGAAGGGGUUCAUCGUCCCAGGCAAGAGUGUGCUGAUUGAGCCAACCAGUGGCAACACAGGCAUUGGGCUGGCCUUCAUGGCUGCUGCCAAGGGUUACAGACUUGUACUCACAAUGCCUGCUUCCAUGAGUAUGGAGAGGCGAAUCAUCUUGAAGGCCUUUGGUGCUGAGCUGAUCCUCACCGACCCACUCUUGGGAAUGAAAGGAGCUGUCCAAAAGGCAGAAGAGCUGGCAGCAAAGACACCCAACUCAUACAUCCUUCAGCAGUUUGAGAAUGCUGCCAACCCAAAGAUUCACUAUGAGACAACCGGACCUGAAAUCUGGAAAGGCACAGGAGGAAAGAUCGAUGGCCUUGUUUCUGGCAUCGGGACUGGUGGUACCAUUACUGGAUCUGGAAAAUACCUCAAAGAGCAAAAUCCUAACAUCAAGCUCUAUGGUGUGGAGCCAACUGAGAGUGCCGUCUUAAAUGGUGGAAAGCCUGGACCACACAAGAUCCAAGGAAUUGGAGCUGGUUUUAUCCCUGGUGUCUUGGAUGUUGACAUCAUUGAUGAAACCAUACAGGUUUCAAGUGAUGAGUCCAUUGAGAUGGCAAAGUCUCUUGCGUUGAAAGAAGGAUUGCUGGUUGGGAUCUCUUCUGGUGCUGCUGCAGCUGCAGCAAUCAAGGUUGCUCAGAGGCCUGAAAAUGCAGGGAAACUCUUUGUUGUUGUGUUCCCAAGCUUCGGAGAGCGCUACCUUUCGUCGGUGCUCUUCCACUCCAUCAAGAAGGAGGCCGAGAGCAUGGUGGUCGAGUGACUCUCGGGACUCGAGCGUGUGAAGCUGUUUUCUGAAGCCAAAUCCCCCCGUUCAGAGGAGCCCUUCUACAGAAAUAAAUCUUUGGCGUCCCUGCUAGUGUUGGUCUGACAUCAAGUCCUGUCAAGUUUUAAUCCCACUUUGUGUUGGCCUUCUGGUGUUUAGCAAUUUGAAUUACCUCUUGCCUGCCCUGUAUAUUGGAACUAUUCCUCUGUGGUCCAUAUGUCAGCCAGUGUGAAAUAAAGCAUCAUGGUGCCUUACA